CACCACCACCACCACCAGCAGCAGCAGCAGGAGCAGUAGUAGCAACGGCUUCUGCGCUUCUCCGACGCACCAUCGGAGAUGAGCAUCCCGGUCCCAUAGGCUGUCAAGGAUCACUCUCGACAUCUCCCCGCAGGACCUCUGCGGCCAGGCUCCCGACGCAGCUCCGCGUGUCGUCGGUCUGUCGUCCCCCGGUUCGUAAUUUGUCAGACUCGGCGCUGCGUUUGGCAGGGAUGCCCGCAGUUGACAUCUCUUGGCUGGGAAUUUACUUCGGAGGUGAUUUUGUAUCCGCGACAACUGUCAACGAGUGGUAGAGCCCUGUCGACACUCGGGCGGGAGGGGAUCUCCAUGUUUUUCGGUGCAUUCGUCAGCGCACUCUCGUGCGUCUAAGACAAGUGGUGCAAAUUAAAGGUGAACAGGGGGUUUGAACCAGAGGGCUGUGUGACAGGAGAUCGUUUGGAUGACGGACACCGGACGCCAAUAGCUCUCCCCCUGCAACGCCAAUCUCUGCGUCCUCGGAAUAUUCUUACACAGGCACUGUUGCAGAGUAGAAAUAUAGAAAUCGGAUUUUUUUCACUGUUUGCAGACAGCCACAGGGCGAGUGAGUUCGCCCACUGCAGGGGCUUUUGCGAUUUUUUUUUUCGUGUCUGCUCUGAUUUUGAAACACAAUUUCCCUGCCGGACGGGUGUCUGAGCAUCCCAGACGAGCCCGACUUUGCGAUGCCCGAACAGUGAGCGCACGGUGGGAUCGCGCUCGGUCACCCUUGCACGGUAGCAUGGCUCCAGCCCGGAGGGACCGCAGCGGCUGGGAGAUGCUCCUCCCGACGGGAUGCCUGCUCCUCUCCGCCCUGCUGUUUCACCCGGCCCUGGCCAAGGUGUGCAACGACCGCACCAAACACGGACAGGACAACAGCUGGUUCGCCAGGGACGGGGAGAACUUGCCCAUCAUGGUCCUGAUGCCCAUGAACGAGUCGGCCCUGAUGAGCGGCAUCAGCCAGGGGAUCGAGCCGGCGGUCCAGCUGGCCAUCCAGCACAUACGGGAGUCCAGGAAGUACUCGUUCUCUCUCAUCACCAAGAUCUACGACACCGAGUGUGACAACGCCAAGGGGCUGAGGGCCUUCUUCGAUGCCAUAUGCUACGGCCCCAAACAUCUUAUGAUCUUCGGCGGCGUCUGCCCCUCGGUGACCUCCAUCAUUGCAGAGUCUUUGGAGGGUUGGAAUCUGGUGCAGCUGUCAUUUGCAGCCACAACUCCAGUUCUGGCAGACAAGAAAAAGUACCCCAACUUCUUCCGCACUGUCCCCUCGGACAACGCUGUGAACCCUGCUGUAGUAAAGUUCCUCAACUACUACAACUGGAGCCGCGUUGGGACGCUAACACAGGAUGUUCAGAGGUUCUCAGAGGUGAGGAAUGACCUGACUAAUGAGCUGGAGAAAGCAGACAUUCAGAUAGCAGAUACCGAGAGUUUCUCCAACGACCCCUGUGUCAAUGUCAAGAAGCUCAAGGAUAAUGAUGUGAGAAUCAUCAUUGGCCAGUUUGAUGAGAACCUGGCCUCUAAAGUCUUCUGCUGUGCGUAUAACUUGAACAUGUUUGGCAGUAAAUACCAGUGGAUUAUCCCCGGUUGGUACCAGGGCAACUGGUGGGAGCAGGCCAACUCCACCAACUGCACCACCAAGAAGCUGCUUACAGCCAUGGAGGGAUACAUCAGUGUGGACUUUGAACCGCUCAGCGCUCGGCAAAUCAAGGGCAUCUCCGACAGGACCCCUAAGGAGUACGAGAGGGAAUACAGCCGAGAGCUUCAACAAAAAGGUGUGGAGGCCAGUAAGUUUCACGGCUUUGCCUACGAUGGGAUCUGGGUCAUUGCGAAAACCUUGACUCGAGUGAUGGAAUUGCUCCGGAUAAAACAACGGCAGAACAGCUACCACAACUUCACUGUUGAUGACCGCGAAGUGGGAAAGAUGGUGCUGGACGUCAUGAACGAGACCAACUUCUACGGUGUCACGGGUCAAGUCAUGUUCCGGAAUGGAGAGAGGAUGGGCACAAUAAAAUUCAACCAGUUUCAAGAGGGCCAUGAAGUGAAGGUGGGAGAGUACAACGCAAUUGCUGAUGUGCUGGACCUCAUCAACAACUCCGUGAGGUUCAAAGGUGUGGAGCCUCCCAAGGAUCGUACAUUUGUGCGUCUGCAGCGCCGCCACAUCAACGUGCCCCUGUACAGCAUCCUGUCCACCAUCACCAUACUGGGCAUGUUAAUGGCCGGGGCCUUCUUGUUCUUUAACAUCAAAAACCGCAACCACAGACUAAUCAAGAUGUCCAGCCCUUACAUGAACAACCUGAUCAUCCUUGGAGGCUUGCUCUCCUAUGCGUCUAUUUUCCUUUUUGGUCUGGAUGGAGGUUUUGUCUCUGACAAAGAGUUUGAGACCCUCUGCACUGUUCGGACGUGGAUUCUCAUUGUUGGAUACACCACAGCUUUUGGAGCCAUGUUCGCCAAGACGUGGAGGGUGCACGCCAUCUUCAAAAAUGUGAAGAUGAAGAAGAAGAUCAUUAAGGACCAGAAGUUGUUGAUUAUUGUUGGCGGGAUGCUGCUAAUCGACUUAUGCAUCCUAAUUUGCUGGCAGAUUGUGGAUCCGCUUAAGAGGACUGUGGAAGAAUACAGCUUGGAGGCGGACCCGCAGGGCCGAGACAUUGCCAUCCGUCCCUUCUUGGAGCACUGCGAGAACACACACAUGACCAUUUGGCUGGGCAUCGUCUAUGCCUACAAGGGACUGCUCAUGUUGUUUGGCUGUUUCCUGGCAUGGGAGACCAGGAACGUGAGCAUCCCUGCCCUCAAUGACAGCAAGUACAUCGGGAUGAGCGUGUACAACGUGGGCAUCAUGUGCAUCAUCGGUGCCGCGGUGUCCUUUCUGACCAGAGACCAGCCCAAUGUCCAGUUCUGCAUCGUGGCACUGGUGAUCAUCUUUUGCAGCACCAUCACGCUCUGUCUGGUGUUCGUUCCCAAGUUCAUCACCAUGAGAACCAACCCCGAUGCAGCUACCCAGAACCGGAGGUUAAAGUUCACCCAGAACCAGAAGAAGGAAGAUUCCAAGACCUCCACCUCGGUCACCAGCGUCAACCAGGCUAACACUUCUCGGCUGGACGGGCUUCAGACUGAUAACCACCGCCUCCGCAUGAGGAUAACAGAGUUGGACAAGGAGCUGGAGGAAGUGACCAUGCAACUGCAGGACACACCAGAAAAAACCCCUUACAUCAAACAGAACCACUACCCGGACGCAAAUAACAUCCUCAGCAUACGCAACUUCACAGAUGGCAAAGAUGGAGAGAAGUCGAUACUGAAGAACCACCUGGAGCAGAAGCCUCAGGCACAGUGGGGCUCCAUGGAUCCUUCCAGAAUAAACAGAGGUCCUCUGGAGGAUAUCAACUCACCUGAACACAUACAACGUCGACUGUCCUUGCAACUUCCCAUCUUGCACCACGCCUACUUACCGUCCAUAGGAGGGGUUGAUGCCAGCUGCACCAGCCCCAGCGGCAGCCCUGGUUCCAGCCCAAGGCACAGACACAUGCCCCCCUCCUAUCGCGUUAUGGUCUCGGGCCUGUGAGCGUCGUACACUCCUCCACCUGGCUCUUUGCAGAGGAGACAUAUACGGUUCUUUUUUUCUACAACAGAUAGACUGAUAUCAUCAGCGUGUGUGCGUAUUUCGUCUUGGAAACAAGGAGGACAGGGGGAGACGAGAGGGAGGGGUGGGCGGGCGGAGUUCCACUCUUUGUAUCUCCUCGCCCCUUCAGCCUCUUUGAGAACUGAAACCCUCAGUCCGGAAGGGGUGGGAGGAGACGGAGUGGGCACUGGACGACCCUGGAUCAAACACAAUUCACAGCAGUGCCCCCUUGUUCAUCUGCUCCCUCCUUGCCGAAGCAUUUACACAUAUGCACAGUCAAACAAAACAUACAUAAAUACACACACACACACACACACACACACACACACACACACAAGCACGAACACGCUGACAACCCCGACAGCGGGCAGCGGUGGACCAGCCCUGACCAGACGUGUAGCCUUAUCUGCUUCAGAGGGGAGCGUCUUGUUUCUGUUCCUUAUCCGUCGUAUGUAUGUGCUCGCGGUCACGUGUGAGCUCGCCAUCCGACUUGAGUAUUUCACCGCUUCAAUGACUGGAUACCUGGUGUGGAGACGAGGAAUUCUACCAAACCCAACAGAGAAAAAUCAUCCAGUUGACUUCCCCCCGUCCACUUCCCCAACAUUGUGGCGACGUGUAAAUAUCGAUCAUGUCUGACUUUGAUGUACUGUAAGCUUUGUAUAUGCUGUGAAUGGACAAAUUAAAUGGGUUGUGAGCGUGGAGUUUGUAACCGAGGCAAGUAGUCAUGACAAUGUCGAAUGAGAGCUUGUAAACCAUGACAUCUUACCGGGAAUUCGAUAUGUAUGAAAGAAUUUGUUUGUGUAACCGUUGAUAGAUCCUGGGCGGCAAAGUAAGAUGGAUCAAAGCCUGCGAGUCACAGAACAUCACAAGGCUCCAGGGGGCCAUUCCUCCACCUUGAAGUAAGAUGCACACGGCUCAAAUAUCUUUUUUCCCACUUUGCUAAAUUUGCACCACUGGUUUUCACGUCAGACUUUGCGUAGGCCGUCCAUAUUUUACAACUCACUCAAUAUGUCCUCAGAAAGCAUGUUAAACAGAAUAUUGAUGCUCUGCCUUUUUGACAGGUCUCCGAGGCUGCACACGUUAGAAAAUAGAGCUAAGACACCACAGGAGUGUUCCACAGUUGUCUUUCGUGUGUGCUACACGCCAAGAAAUGCACACGUUCAGAUGUACACCGAGAACACGAGAGAGCACCUUAUGAAUUCAGCCUCUUUUCAGACAGGGGAUUCCCACAGGGGGGGGUCUCCACAGACUGUUAAGACGUCUAUCGGAUCGAGCCCCCGCAGCUAACCAGCACGGUCGAGGGUGACGAGGCUCAAGUCGGAGACAACAGGGUACGAGACUCUGAAAUGCAGAAAUCAAACUCAAGAACUGAUAGGGGAAAGGAUGUAGGUCUAGCGGUUCCGCGGCCAGUUUGGAUCAAAUUGCCGACCUGAAUUUCCACGAGCGACGGUGAACACGCGUAAGCCUUGUGUAGAUCUGUAACCAGCUGUAGCUCCCAAGACAGUGAUGACACCACCGCCGGUCCCAGCGGUAGCGCGUGAGGCACAGACACAGGCUGUCUUUCACAGAUAAUACUGAGUGUCACGUCAAAAUCCCUUCACACUUGGCAACGGUGAACAAAGCUCAGUUGCUAUGGAAAUGUCAUUCAGUGCCGUAGAACUGGGCCCAAGGAGGCUGCUCUGAGCAAAACCGUCGUGGACACAGUGUUGUCGUCUUUUUUUGUAGAACUGUCCUCGCGCGGGAGAAAAAACACAAACAGGGACCCUGGAACAAGAAAACACAAAAAAAGGACAUUUUAUCGAGCGCGAGAAAGUUUGUUCUCAGCGUAUGUUUCACCAUUGGUGUCUUGGUUUUUAGUUUUUAAGGCGUUUGUUGAGCGCUGUGCCUGUCGUCUUACAUUGUAGCCUGCAGGAGCCACGAUACACACUGGGGUGAUAACGGCACUGGCCCAGCAAACUACAGCGUUGGCCACACAUCUGUACAUUGUACGUGUCAUAGAUUUAUUUCAAUUCAAUGCCUCAAUGCAUGGGACAGUUUGGGAGCGCUCCACUCAAGCUGGGGGGGAUCCUCCUCUCCAAGCUGGUGUCAGAUAGAGAGCACUGUCAAACGGGUCUUCAGGCAAUGGAGGGAUACGAGACAUGCAGAAGUCCACCUGGUAUUGGACAUAUCGGGCUGACUCCCUGUGAUAGAGUCCCCCCCCCCCCCCCCCCGCGCUGAGCACAGGAGCGAGGGUGUCCCGAGCAAAGACCUCUGUGGAGUCCCGACUUGUCCCCGCGCACCUUUGCCAACCAGAGAACCACGGUCACUCGACAAAGUGAGUGAGAGACGUUGUCAGAAGGUCGGUUCUUCCUUCCACAGAAGAAGAAAAACCAACCGCACAUUUUAUAUAUUACAUUAUAUGUGAUUGUGUACAAUUUGCUGAUACCCUGAUGAUGGUGUCCAUGUAUGGAAUAUUUGGUAUUUGGCUUUCUCAAGAUGGCAUGAAAUAAAAUGUAUAAUUCACAGAGUUACCUCUGUUUUUGCAACGGUCAUGACAAGUCCACCCUGUAGUUUUCAUCCUCUCACCUGGUUUUGUGUUCAUUUCCUAAAGAAAACAACAUGGAUAUAAGUUCUUGUUGAUCAACUCAUACAUGUCAAUGCCAAGAUUCUCAGUGACAAACUCAACAUCACCAUAUCGACUAUGCUGCUUGUUAGUACUUGGCAGUUAUUCACUGAGGGCAAUAAAGUGAAGGUAGUAGCAAACGAUCAAUCUUAAUGAGCCACUUUUGGCAUUUACCAAAUGACUUUGGUAGAAAUUACUACAAGUUACUUUCUUUUAGUCCAUUCAAAAAUGUUAAAUGCAGAUCAUCGGGUGUUCUAGUGUUUAAACUGCGCCUUUUAUUAUUAUUUAUUUAAAUUUUUCUCAACAAGGAUGAAAGUUUGUUCUAAGGCAACUGAGGUGGGUCAAGGGCUCAUCAUUUCCUGUAAUACCAUCAUGCUGAUGGUUUGUAUUUGCCACGGGUCUUCUUACCUUUUCAGUUUGAAGAUCAAAGUGACAUAUACGUAUAUAAUGAUAUCUUUGUAUGUGUCGUCAUCAGGGUUUCUGGAGAACACGAAACAUACCUGUCAAAAAAUAUGACAAUAUGACGUAUAUAUUAAGUGGAAAACCACACAGGUCCAUGCUGUUACUGUUUUGUCAGUUAGAUUUGUGGUAUCACAUGGCGUUAAGUUCAAUUGAGAGUUUUAAAAACCGUAAACAAAACCUAUGUUGAAUGCAACAUGUUCAAGAGGGGCAAUAACUUGAUUUCUUACUCCAGAAAGAAUACUAGAGAGAACUAUAUAUAUAUAUAUAUAUGUAUAUGUAAAGAUCUUUACUUCCAUUCUCAUUUUUACGUAGGAAAUAUUGCACACAAAUGCCACAAGGAUACUCGGAAUUCAUUCUUUUAAUUUACAGUAUCUGUAACUAUGUUAUGUACAGAUGAGGUAUAGAUAUGAAAAAGUUGUGUAAAAUAAGGAUCACACUUGGAACACCGGAACAUUUUUUGGAGCCAUUAGUUGUUAUGGUGGGUGGGGUUGAAUAACAUUCUUCUUUUAUUGUCUGAAUGUUAUGGACAGCCUUUACUUUUCACAUCAUCGUUAAAUAAAGUGAGACUGAAAAUAA
This is a messenger RNA of Scophthalmus maximus (turbot), 7283 nucleotides long. It is a transcript of the gene gabbr2, whose product is annotated as gamma-aminobutyric acid (GABA) B receptor, 2. Gene Ontology annotation, cellular component: membrane; G protein-coupled receptor heterodimeric complex. The record is from RefSeq and is a predicted model, not a curated record. The transcript is spliced from 19 exons. Gene Ontology annotation, biological process: G protein-coupled receptor signaling pathway; gamma-aminobutyric acid signaling pathway. Lineage: Eukaryota; Metazoa; Chordata; Actinopteri; Pleuronectiformes; Scophthalmidae. Bases 773 to 3586 code for a protein of 937 amino acids. Gene Ontology annotation, molecular function: G protein-coupled GABA receptor activity.